AUUUCCUCUUAUACGACUUACAUAGGUUCCUGGUCAAGAUCCACCGAGACCCUCUCGGGCCUAGCCCGUUAUAUAAGCUAAUAAAUUCAUAAAAUACAAUUAAGUAAUCUAGGGUAGAUUAUCGACUUUGAAGAUUCCUGAAAUCGACUAUCGCUUGCUUCAUUGUUUACUAAAAUCGCUAAACGAUCUUGUAUCCUAUCGAUAACAUAGCGAUAUAGCUCUAUGGGCCCUCCACGUAGCUGCGCAGGCUCCGCGGCAGGAGCGUUGAGUCAAUCGGUCUUUUCGCCAACAAAACGAGCCUCCCAGGGGAACUCCCCGAAGAAGGCACGGGCGCGCGCCGAAGCUGAAAUAGACCCGACGAAGGAAAAGGUUCUUUCCUAUAUAUCUACCCUCAAAACGAAACUGCUCCGGUUGGUAGGAGACGCCAAUAAGCCCGAAGCGGUGGACGCCAUCGACAUCUUCGCCAGGGACAUCACUAGUUCCCUCGACUGUUACCCCCUACACGGGGCCACGGCAGACCCGACCUUUACCCGGGAUGUCAUCCGGGAGGUCGUUAAGGAAACCCUCCUCCAGUCUAAAUCCCAACCGACCUGGGCCCAGGUCGCCUCCACCACCAAGCUAUCUACUACCGACAAGACUAAUACUAAAGCCCCAAACAAAGCCGAACCUUAUGAAGUCACCGUCCGCGUUGCGAACUGCCCGGAGGCGACAAGAUUGGGAUAUCACAAAUCAGAUUGGUACUAUCAUCUGUGAUAAUGCUACGAAUAAUGACACUUGUAUAAAGCAUCUAUUCCCUCAGCUUGAUUCCUCAAUGACUGAUAAAGAUGCUAUUGACCGGCGAAUACGAUACUAUGGUCAUAUUCUUAACCUUGUUAGCCGGGCCUUCCUCUAUGGUGAGGACAGUGAAACCUUUAAGCAAGAGUCACAGGUUCUUGACCUUACCGAUCGUCUUGAUAAUGACCUCCGACAUUGGAGGAAAAAAGGGCCAAUCGGCAAGCUUCGUAACAUCAUCAAAUUCAUCCGAAGCUCGCCUCAGCGCAGUGAAAGAUUGAAACAAUCUGCCUGUGAAUUGGAUACAAGCGAGGGAUUUACUAUAUAUGAGCCGUCAACUCGAGAGCUGGAGGUCAUACUAAAUAACGAUACAAGGUGGAACUCGACAUAUAUGAUGAUUGAUCGUGCUCUUACAAAGCAGACACAUCUUCAGACUUUCUUAAUUGAGAAUAAGCUUGAGGAUGAUCCUCAAAGUCAGAUUACAGAGGACGAUAUCUUAUCAUCAGAAGACUGGCGGCUGCUUGUGGAAAUCAAGGAAAUUUUAGAACCACUUUAUCUCCAAACAAUGCGAUGUCAAGGUUGGGGCAAAGGCGAUAGCCAUAGCCGGCUCUGGGAGAUCAUGACUAGCCUUGAGUAUCUUCUUGAUUAUUUUGAAGAUUCGAAGACAUUUUUCACCACGCCAGCUAAUAGGGAUAUCCAAUUAUCGCAAAGCCAAUCACUAAUACCACAUCCAAGAAAGCUACGAUAUAGCCAAAAGGAAACACAAUUAAAACAGUCAUCAAAUAGCUUACCUCGACAUACAAGAUCUGAAUACUCUCCUUCGAAUUAUCAGCAACAAGACCGUCGCUCUAAUCUUCGUCAAGACUCUCAUGCCUAUUUACCAAUCUCAAUCACAAAUGCAUGGCAGAAGUUGAAUGACUACUAUAUUAAGCUUGGAGACUCACCUCUUUUCGCUGCAGCAGUUAUACUACAUCCUAACUACAGUCUUCGCUGGCCACAGGAACGUUGGAAUGGAAAGGAACAGCUUAUAUGGCUUUAUGAUGCCAAGAAAGGUCUGGAAGACUUCUGGGAACGUUGGUAUCAUCAUGAUAUUCAUUCUCGACUUACCGAAGAAUAUACAAGCCAGAAAACUAAUAUCAUAGCUACCCAAUCAUCUCAUGAGGAUAGCCGAUAUCAGCAAUGGUUGAAUAGAAGAACAAUAAGGCUUUCAGAUGAUAGCUCAGAGCUUGAUCGAUAUUUCAGGCUCGAUCUACCUCAACGAGUAGAUGAUCCUGUUCAAUGGUGGAUAUCACAUCAAGCAUCAUUUCCAACUCUUAGCAAGCUUGCUUUGGAUAUAUUUGAAAUUCCAGCCAUGGCUGCAGAUUGUGAAAGAGCAUUCAGCUUGGCUAAGCUGACAUUAACAUCACAAAGACUUUCGAUGUCGUCAUCAACCUUGGAAAAGGUUCAGUGCUUGAAGAAUUGGAUGCGGAGAGGUGCAGUAUCUAUUGGAGACUUCAAUUUUGUAGAGUCAAUACCAGACACUAUGUAA
[Torrubiella] hemipterigena is the source of this 2299-nucleotide messenger RNA. Lineage: Eukaryota; Fungi; Ascomycota; Sordariomycetes; Hypocreales; Clavicipitaceae. The record is from the annotation of a GenBank genome assembly.